Molecule: messenger RNA, 2501 nt
Organism: Salvia miltiorrhiza (redroot sage)
Lineage: Eukaryota; Viridiplantae; Streptophyta; Magnoliopsida; Lamiales; Lamiaceae
Product: chorismate mutase 1, chloroplastic
Exons: 12
Coding region: 495-2189 (564 amino acids)
Biological process (GO): chloroplast fission; aromatic amino acid biosynthetic process; chorismate metabolic process
Molecular function (GO): chorismate mutase activity
Source: RefSeq, a predicted model, not a curated record
UUGUUUUAUAAUUUGGCGAUGAUAAUUUUCUCUGGUUGAAGACUCUUACUACUUUCUUGUUAGAUAUGCAGUGCUCAUGAAUUAAACAUUUCUUCUAAAUUUGUUUUUUUUUUUUUUUUUUUUUUUUUGGGAGGCAUUUCUUUUAAAAUUGUUUUAUUAAUUACAUGUAAGCAUUUCAUUCUGUGAAAAUUUUAUUUAGGGAUCCAAUUUUUGAAUGUUUUAGUCUUACAUUUAUCUUAGCUAUUUAAUUGUACUAGACCUAAUCAUAAACCAGAUACAUUCUUUUUAUUGCAUCGUAUACAAAGGAAAUAAAUCAUGAUUGAGAAUAUUUGAGAUCCCUUAUUAGAAGUGCUCGAGUAUUUUCCAUGCAGGUCAUAAAUUUCUAAUAUUUUUACCCGUUUUUGUUAGCUGCAGAUGAUCUGGAAGAAGCACUUUGUUUGAUUUUCAGCAAUGUGCAUCACGAAAUACAUUGACCAUUCUUCCAUUUUCCAUACAUGUAUACACAGAAGAAAAGGGUAGACGAGUCGCAGAUGUACACUCUUGAGGGCAUUAGGAGCUCCUUGAUACGACAAGAAGAGAGCAUUAUAUUCAGUCUGGUAGAGAGAGCUCAAUUUUGUUAUAAUGCGGCAACAUAUGAUCCUGAUGCUUUUGCUAUAGAUGGUUUCCAUGGCUCUUUAGUCGAGUACAUGGUCAAAGAAACAGAAAAGCUUCAUGCCAAUGCCGGAAGAUACAAGAGCCCCGAUGAGCAUCCAUUCUUCCCAGAUGACUUGCCCGAGCCACUCUUGCCCCCGUUGGAGUAUCCACAAGUUCUUCAUUCAGCAGCAGAUGUGAUCAAUAUAAAUGUGCGAGUAUGGAAUAUGUACUUCAGGAAUCUCCUCCCUAGAUUAGUUAAAGAAGGUGAUGAUGGUAAUUAUGGCUCAGCUGCAACCUGUGACACUUUAUGCUUGCAGACGCUUUCCAAGAGGAUUCAUUACGGUAAAUUUGUAGCUGAAGCCAAAUUCCGAGCCUCCCCUGACGUCUAUAAAGCUGCGAUCAGAGCACAAGAUGGAGCUCAACUGAUGGAUUUGCUGACCUACGCGACUGUGGAAGAGGCAAUCACUAAGCGCGUGGAGCUGAAAACUCGAAAGCAUGGACAAGAAGUAAGCGCGGCUGCAGGUGAUCAAGAUAACAUUGAACCUGUUUACAAGAUAAACCCCACCAUUGUUGCCGAGCUCUACUGCGAAUGGAUCAUGCCGUUAACUAAGCAAGUUCAGCAAUUCGAUUGUAAUGGGAAUUUGCUGUAUAAAAUUAGUACAAAGCUUGCUGCGAGCUCUUAUGGAGAAAAUGAACUCACGAGUUUGAUACAGUCGUUGUACAUCAGGCAGCCUCCCUUAAACCCUAAAGAUGAGCCAGAGUGGUUUGAGUACAAGAUCAAAGAGACCAACAUGUUUACGGUGGACAAAUAUCAACAGAUUGGGUUCUUUCAUAAAGAGAAGGCAUUUGCAUUGAGGUACCAGACAGCUGGAAUGUUGGAAACAGUUUUGAGACAAGGGGUGCUAGGUGAAGAUGAUAUUGGAGAAGAAUCUCCCAGAAACCUAAAGCUGCCAUCUCGAAGGCCUUCACUUGUAUGUGAGAAUUGCCUCUACUCAUUGGAACAAGAUGCAAGAGUAAGAGCUUUCCAUAUCAUGGAUCCAAAAGGUAUACUUGACAUGCUACUUGUAUUCCUCGAAGAAAGAGGAAGUGGGGCGACUCCCCACCCUUCAUUUGACAAUUCUAAGGACUUAGACAGGAUUACUCCUCAUCUAGGGACAUGGAAGGGUCGCUCUAUAACAAAACGCAGUGGUGUUUACGGUGCUACAAUAGCUGAAGCAGAUACUAUUGCUGUGCUUGAAAUGAACAAGAAUGGUCAACUUGUUCAGGAUAUAAGAUUUACAUCAGAUGGCAGUGAUGUUACCACCUCCGUGCUCUGGACGGGUUCCAUCUCGAGCAACCUGAUCACCUUUGAUGGUGGUUUCCAGUUCACUUUAUUGCCUGGCGGCAUGUAUAUGGGAUGCCCUUCCGACGUGGCAAAGAGUGUGCAAGAGUCCAAGUCCUUCCAUUUGGAACUUUGCUGGCUCGAGUCACCUGGCAAGAGACAAAGAUUGGUUCGGACAUAUGAUGUGGAGGGAUUGGCAGUGUCAUCAACAUAUUAUCUGGAAACGAGACAAUGAGUUUGAUGGUUCUUCUUGCGCUGCAUCCUGAUGCUUGCAUCGUGCGUUCAUCUUUCUCGUCCUCAUCGGCAUCGUCACAGCGGUAAAUGUAAGGGGGCCAAGAACCAGAAUCAAAUUCGUUCACAUUUCCUCCGCUUUUUGUCAUCUUCGCAGGAGUUCAGCACAUCCUGGACUCUUGAUUAAUGAAGGAUCCUCCUAGUUCUUGUUAGCGUACGGUUUGUAUGUAUAUUUUAACAUGUGAAUACAGUUGCACAUUAAUAAAGUGUUUGGUUUGAGUGAUAAGAUAUUGAUUUGUUAAAAUAAUUUCAACUU